AUGGACACCAAAAGAGUUCUUGGGUCAGAUUGUAUCAAAAGAGGUCUUUCUAAAACCUGGUUCUCCUCCUGUAGUGUGGUAGAAGAGGAGACACGGCGGUCCCAGCAAGCAGCUCGGGAUAAGCAGAGUCCCAGCCAGGCCAACGGCUGCAGUGACCACAGGCCCAUCGACAUCCUGGAGAUGCUAAGCAGAGCCAAGGAUGAGUAUGAGAGGAAUCAGAUGGGCAAUUCAAAUAUCUCCAGCCCUGGGUUACAGCCAAGUACUCAGAUCUCCAAUCUGGGAAGCACCGAGACUCUAGAAGAGACGCCAUCCGGGUCCCAAGAUAAGUCUGCUCCAUCUGGACACAAACAUCUGACAGUGGAAGAAUUAUUUGGAACCUCUUUGCCAAAGGAACAGCCAACAGUUUUGGGUCUGGAUUCAGAAGAAGUGGAGAAGCUGCCAGGAGAUGCCUCCCAGAAAGAGCCCAGCUCAUUCCUACCAUUUUCCUUUGAGCCAGGAGGGGCCCCUCAGUCGGAAAACCUGGGUGCCCAUCCUGCUGCCCACCACUCAGUCCAGCCUGAAGUCACCACCCCGGUGCUAAUCACUCCUGCCUCCAUCACACAAUCCAGCGAAAAGCAGGCCCCAAGCUAUGCGAUCCCGUUGCACCCUGUGCUUAGUCCUACUCUACCAGCAGAAGCUUCUACUGGACAGGCUCCCCCAAGCCUACCCCGAAACACCACCAUGAUGCAAGCAGUGAAGACCACACCUAGACAGAGGUCUCCACUUCUGAGUCAGCCAGUCCCUGAGCUGAGCCACACCAGUCUGACUGCCAGCCAGAGCCCAUUCAGGGCCCCGCUGAGUGUGACAAACACAGCCGGUACAUCCCUCCCAAGCGUUGAUCUUCUCCAGAAACUCAGGUUGACCCCACAGCAUGACCAAAUACAGACACAGUCACUUGGGAAAGGUGCAGUGGCACCCAGCUUUACUGCAGCAGCUGGCCAGCUGGCCACGCCUGAGAGCUUCAUAGAGCCUCCCACGAAGACAGCAGCAGCAAGAGCCUCAGCCUCCCUGAGCAACAUGGUGCUUGCUCCCCUUCAGUCUAUGCAGCAAAACCAGGAUCCUGAAGUUUUUGCCCAGCCUAAGAUGUUAUCCAGUGCCAUCCCGGUAAGGAUUCCCUUUUUCUGAAGAGCACAGUAUGUUUAAGUUCUUCUGCUGAGUGUGAAGUAAAACAUUGUCACUUGAGUGAAAAGUUUUAGCUUUCAAGCCUAGGCCCAUCUUAGAUGCCCCCUCCUGCUCCCCUAGGCAGAGUCAUUGCUGUGGCCUCUGUAGGCCUCAAGGCAUCUGUCUGCAGUGAUGUCUUCCCUGACUGUGUGUAUGGGAGGGCAGGGUGGGCCACAGCAGGGGCACUCAUUCAGUGUUUGUGAAUGGGCGACUGCUGAGAGCAAGUCAGCCUGGUCCCUGUGAGUAGGAGAUUGUCUUUGCCCUGGAAGAGCUGUGGUGUCUCAGUAAACAGAGGGCAGCAUCACUAUGCUGCUCUCAUUGG
Molecule: messenger RNA, 1522 nt
Organism: Physeter macrocephalus (sperm whale)
Lineage: Eukaryota; Metazoa; Chordata; Mammalia; Artiodactyla; Physeteridae
Gene: DCP1A
Product: decapping mRNA 1A
Exons: 4
Coding region: 1-1164 (387 amino acids)
Source: RefSeq, a predicted model, not a curated record